AUGGGUGACCUGCAGUAUCUGCAGGUUCAACGGGCGGCUGUAGCUGAUCCGGCGACACUUGCCGCAUGGGCUCAGAAGAAAUUGUGUUGGGUACCAGAUCAAAAUGAGGGAUUUUUGUUAGGAUCCAUCAAGUGAGUGAAGUUUGAUUUGGGAAUAGGGGUGUCACAUUUCGUACUGUAGAUUUUGUAGAAGUACUGUAGAUUUUGGCACAAUUAAUUAUCGAAAUUCCAUUUUCAAAAAUUACAACUCUGAAAAUAAUUCAGAGCGUGACAAAAUUUGAAAAAGUCUCUAAAAAUUUAAGCAAAUUUGAAACACGUAAAAAUUUUCAGCAUUGUCUAGUUUAGGCUUUUUCUGAAACCGGAGUUUUCCAGAAAAAUCUAAUUUUGAUUUUUCACAUUAAAUUUUAGUUUUCAAGGUUUCUAUUAAUAUUAUGAGAUUCUAGAAAAGUUUCACAAUAUUCUGGAAUUUUAAAAUUUUGCCACGUCAACUCAUGUUCUAAUUCGAUUCUGAUGUGAAUUUUUUUGCAAAAUCAAACUGAGUAGCUUUUUUCAGCAUUAGUCAUUUCAUAAGUUUAGAAGUUAUUCUGAAUCCGAUGUUUUAUUCAGAAAAAAAAAACAUUUUUUUCCCAAAAUUCUAACAAAAAUUAGGAAACUUUAGGAAAGUUCCACAAAUUUUUGAAAUUAUUUGAAUUUUGCCACGUCAUAACUCAGUUCACAGUUGACUAUAACCAUUUCUAACAUCAGGAUCCUGAUCAACGGAUUUGAAAUCUCUUAGAGCCUGAAAAACCAUAUUUCCCCUUCCCUAGAUCCAUUUUUUUUCCGAGAAAAUCAAUAUUUCGGAAUUAAAACAAAACAAAAAAAACAUUCGACCACACACUCACACACUUUCAAGGUUAAUGGGAAUAAUCCCCCCACUUCAACCUAUCAAACAUCAAUUUAUUGUUAUGUUUUCAAAUUUCUUGAAAAGGGACCACCCAUAUUGUUUUAUCAAUAAAGACCACCAAAUUUCUAGAAUGUACAUAUUUUUCUCAAAAACCAAUUCGGUUUGACACAUUUCUGAGUGUGUCAUAUAGAUUAUUAUUUUAUUUGUCAGUCAGUCAGCGGGUUUUCGUAUUGGGUGGUAAUAUUUGUUUAACACACAUAUUUUUCUUUGAGGUUGUGAAACAUACUUGACAGCCAGUCAACCAGCAAAAAAAUAACAAGGGGUUUGUUUUUGUAGAAAUCAGACGAAUGAUGAAGUUCUCGUGGAAUUGUGUGAUUCUGGGCGACAAGUUACGAUAAGUAAAGAUGAUGUGCAGAAAGCGAAUCCGCCGAAAUUUGACAAAGUUGAGGAUAUGUCAGAGUUGACUUAUUUGAAUGAAGCAUCGGUUUUGCAUAAUCUCAAGGAACGAUAUUAUAGCAGUCUUAUUUAUGUAAGCAAGAAUUUUGUAUUUUUUAAAGAAGGAGGCUGUGUUAGAAGGUUUUUGAGCUUUCGAGCCUAGUUAAAGAGCUCUUAAUUUCGAAAAAUUGCCUCCACAAGCUUGACUGAACAGAAUUUUCAAAAAACCUUUUUCAGACAUAUUCUGGUCUCUUCUGCGUUGUCAUCAAUCCCUACAAACGUCUCCCAAUUUAUUCCGAAAGUUUGAUCGACGAAUUCAAAGGCAAAAAACGACACGAAAUGCCACCACACAUUUUUGCGAUUGCUGACACCGCAUACCGAUCGAUGCUUCAAGAGCGAGAAGAUCAAUCGAUUUUAUGUACCGGAGAAUCGGGAGCUGGUAAAACUGAGAAUACCAAAAAAGUUAUUCAAUAUUUGGCACAUGUUGCGGGAGCAACUAGAAAUAAAGGACAAGCUCCACCAAAUGGACCACAAAAGGUAUGAAAACCAGAAAUUUUUAUAGAAUUUUGAAAUAUAAAAAAUAAUCUGGAGAUCCUAAAUAAAAUGAUAGUUUUAGCUAGUAGUAGAUCCGCGAAGUCCAAUCGUAAGUUUGUGUUGUUAAUUUUUCAUUGUGAUUUGAUUUGAUUUUGAAGUGUAGUGUAUUUAUUUCAAAACUUGUAAUAAUUCAGUACAAAAACUGUCAUAUUUUACAUAUAUGUCAAUUAUUUUCUCUCAUGCUGUAUUUAACAAAAAUGUCUUUCUCUCAAAAAUUAACAUAACAUUGUGCUCUAAAAUGUGAAAAAAAUGCUCGAUCUUAUUGAAAAAAAUGCUUUCAACAAGCUUUUACCCGAGCAAAACAUCGUGAUGUGCGUGUUUGUGUAUUUAUGAACCUGAUAUUAAUUAAAAUUAAAAAUAAUUAAAAUUUCAGGGCGAAUUGGAGCACCAACUUCUUCAAGCUAACCCAAUUCUUGAAGCUUUCGGUAACUCGAAAACUGUGAAAAAUGACAAUUCUUCACGUUUUGUAAGUUAAUUCGAACUCUUGAAAUUCUGAAAUUUCAAAAAAAAAUAUUUCAGGGUAAAUUCAUUCGAAUCAAUUUCGAUAUGUCUGGUUAUAUCAGUGGAGCAAACAUUGAAUUCUAUCUCCUCGAAAAAUCUCGUGUACUUCGACAAGCUUUUGAUGAGCGAAGUUUUCAUAUUUUCUAUCAGAUUUUGAGAGGAUGCAGUGCACAAGAGAAAAGUAAUUAGAUGAAAAUUUUCAGAAAAAAAUCAUCAUUUUCCAGAUGAAUAUUUAUUGGAGAGUGUUGAUAAUUAUCGAUUUUUGGUGAAUCACGGAAUCACUUUACCAAAUGUUGAUGAUGUUCAAGAAUUCCACAGCACAAUUAAAUCGAUGAAAAUUAUGGGUUUCGCUGAUGAUGAGAUUUCUUGUAAGUUCACAAGAUAAAUUUUGAACUGGGAGUGAUUUCAAGAAUUUCUGAAUUGAACCAGGGGACUAUAAAUUUUCUAUAAAGCCAAAUUCUUAGGCUUCUGAAGCUCCUAGUUCUCAACUAUCCCCCUUUCCACAAUCAAAACCCCUUCUUCCAGCAAUUCUCCGUGUUGUCUCUGCUGUUCUCCUCCUCGGAAACCUCGAAUUCUUCCAAGAGAAAAAAUCCGAUCAAGCAAUCCUCCCAGAUGAUCGAGUCAUCCAAAAAAUCUGUCAUUUACUCGGCCUCCCAGUCAUUGAAUUGAGCAAAGCUUUCUUGAGACCAAGAAUCAAGGUUGGAAGAGAAUUCGUCAACAAAGCUCAAAAUAAAGAGCAAGCUGAAUUUGCUGUUGAAGCUAUUGCAAAAGCUUGUUAUGAGAGACUUUUCAAAUGGUUGGUCACCAGAAUUAAUAAGUCACUUGAUAGAACUCAUCGACAAGGUGCUUCUUUUAUCGGAAUUCUUGAUAUUGCUGGGUGAGUUUUUUUUUUGAAAAAAUUUUUAAUAUCAUGUUUUAAUUCUGUUUUUUUUUCAGUUUCGAAAUCUUUGAUAUCAAUUCAUUUGAACAAAUUUGUAUUAACUACACCAAUGAGAAACUCCAACAACUUUUCAACAACACAAUGUUCAUUUUGGAGCAAGAAGAAUAUCAAAGAGAAGGAAUUGAAUGGGAUUUCAUCGAUUUCGGAUUAGAUCUUCAACCAACAAUUGAUCUUAUUGAAAAACCAAUGGGAGUUUUGGCAUUGCUUGAUGAAGAAUGUUUGUUCCCAAAAGCAAAUGACAAAACAUUUGUUGAGAAAUUGCAAAAAACUCACACCAAACAUCCAAAAUUCAUUGUUCCCGAUAUGAGAUCAAAGAGUCAUUUUGCUGUUGUUCACUACGCUGGUCGUGUCGAUUAUUCGGCUGAUCAAUGGUUGAUGAAAAAUAUGGACCCAUUGAAUGAGAAUGUUGUUAGUCUUAUGCAAAAUUCAACUGAUUCGUUUGUCGGUGGAAUUUGGAAAGAUGGUAGGUUCUAUGAAUAAUUUUUAGAAAAAAAAAUCAUUUAUGUUUUUCAGCUGAAUUCGCCAGUAUUUGUGCUGCUGAAAUGAAUGAGACCGCGUUUGGAAUGAGAUCAAGAAAGGGAAUGUUCAGAACUGUUUCACAAUUGCACAAAGAGCAAUUGACUCGAUUGAUGACAACACUUCGUAACACAUCUCCACAUUUUGUUCGUUGUAUCAUUCCAAAUCACGAAAAGAAAGCUGGAAAAAUCAACUCAAAUCUUGUUUUGGAGCAAUUGAGAUGCAAUGGUGUUUUGGAAGGAAUUCGUAUUUGCCGUCAAGGUUUCCCGAAUCGUGUACCAUUCCAAGAAUUCCGUCAUCGAUAUGAGAUUCUGACACCAGAUGUGAUUCCAAAACAUUUUAUUGAUGGAAAAGAAUCUGUUAGAAAAAUGAUCACUGCUUUGGAUAUUGAUUCGAAUUUAUAUCGAAUUGGUCAAUCAAAAGUGUUCUUUAGAACUGGAGUUUUGGCUCAUCUUGAAGAAGAAAGAGAUUUGAAAUUGACUGCUUUGAUCAUGAAUUUCCAAGCUCAAUGUAGAGGAUUUUUGUCGAGAAGACUUUACAUGAAAAGAAUGCAACAAUCGAGUGCAAUUCGGGUUAUUCAAAGAAAUGGUCUUGCUUAUCUCAAACUUCGUAAUUGGCAAUGGUGGAGAUUGUUCACCAAAGUCAAGCCACUUCUUCAAGUUACUCGAACUGACGAUGAAAUUCGCGCUAAAGAUGAUGAGCUUCGCGCAACCAAAGAACGACUUAUCAAAAUGGAAACCGAUUUUAAGGAUAAUCAAAAGAAAUUGGAUCAAGUAUUGGUUGAACGCACAGUUAUUCAAGAACAGCUUCAACAGGAAGCCGAGAAUAGCGCCGAGUUAGAAGAAAUUCGCAAUCGUCUACAAAGCAAAAAAGACGAGCUCGAGUAUGUGGUCAAUGAAAUGCGUGAUCGAUUGGCUGAAGAAGAGCAAAGAAAUGAGAAGGUCCAUGAAGAACGACGAAAACAACAAGAAACUGUUCGAGAUUUGGAGGAGCAAUUAGAACAAGAAGAGCAAGCUAGACAAAAGCUUUUGUUGGAUAAGACAAAUGUUGAUCAGAAAUUGAGAAAUCUUGAAGAACGUCUAGUUGAACUUCAAGACGCUUAUGAUAAAUUGCUCAAAGAGAAGAAGAUCCUUGAAGAAAAAGUUGAAGCACUCACAACUCAACUACUUGAUCAUGAAGAACGUGCCAAGCAUGGAAUCAAAGCCAAAGGUCGUUUGGAAAAUCAAUUGCACGAAUUGGAACAAGAUUUGAAUCGUGAGCGACAAGUUCGCGCUGAAUUGGAUCAACAAAAACGAAAACUUCUUGCUGAAUUGGAUGAUAGCAAAGAUCAUCUUGAAGAGAAAAUGGCUAAAGUUGAAGAGCUCAAUAAUCAAUUGAUUAAGAGAGAUGAAGAACUUCAAAAUCAAUUGACUAAAUAUGAUGAGGAAUCUGCAAAUGUUACAUUGAUGCAAAAACAAAUGCGAGAUAUGCAAACAACAAUUGAUGAAUUGCGUGAAGAUAUUGAGACAGAAAGAAAUGCCAGAAAUAAGGCCGAAGUGACAAGAAGGUGAGUAUUUUUGUUUGAACAAUACCUGUCUCACAGUUGACAGGUAGAUUUCUAGAUAGUUAGAAGUAAUUAUAAUUAUAUUUUUAUUCUAAUAUGACUCUAUAUGCUUUUCCAUUCAGAGAAGUUGUUGCACAACUCGAAAAAGUGAAAGGAGAUGUUCUUGACAAAGUCGACGAGGCUACAAUGCUUCAAGAUUUGAUGUCGCGAAAAGAUGAAGAAGUCAAUAAUACCAAACGUGCUUUGGAACAAGUUCAACAUGUUCUUGAAGGAAAGAUGGAGGAGCAAAAAGCCAAGUUCAAUCGGCAAAUUGAAGAUCUUCAUGAGCAAAUUGAGCAACAAAAGAAAGCCAGAGGACAAUUGGAGAAAGUUCAAUUGCAAGCCGAACAAGAUAGAGUAAGUACAAUUUUUUAUCUGCAAAAAAAACAAAAAAUGUUUUUAGGCUGACAUGGUUCAAGAAAUCGCGUUGCUCCAAUCAAGCAGAGGUGAAAUCGAUAAGAAGCGUAAAAAUCAUGAAGCUCAUCUUAUGGAACUUCAAGCGAAUUUGGCUGAAAGUGAAGAGCACAAACGAGCAUUGAUUGAUCAAUUAGAAAAGGUGAGUAACUCCGAAUUUCUCAGCCAAAAUCAAAAAAAAAAUGUUUCAGACCAGAGAAGAAUUCGAUCAUCUCAAUCGUGUUCGAGAAGAGGAAGAGCAUGCCUUUGGAAAUAUGCAAAGAAAACUUGCCGCCGCUGAAGGACAAAUUCAAGAGCUCAAUGAACAAAUUCAAGAGGAAACUCGCGCUAAAAUUGCUCAAAUCAACAAAGUUCGACAAUUGGAAGAUGAACGAAAUGCACUUCUUGAAGAAAAAGAUGAAGCUGAAGGAUUCCGUGCACAUCUUGAAAAAGAAAUUGGUUUGGCUAGACAACAAGUUGGUGAAGCCAGAAGAAAGGCGGAAGAUGGUGUUAAUCAACAAAUUGAAGAGCUCCGAAAGAAACAUUUGAGAGAUAUUGAGAAUCUUCAACAACAAUUGGAAGAAAGUGAACAACAGAAGGAGAGAAUUGGGCAGAGUAAGAAGAAGGUUCAACAAGAGUUUGAAGAUGUUGCGAUGGAAUUGGAGAAUAUUCGAAGUUCUCAUCGUGAUGCUGAAAAACGACAAAAGAAAUUCGAAACUCAAAUGGCUGAAGAACGCGCUGCUGUUCAGAAGGCACUUAUUGAUCGAGAUGCGAUUGCUCAAGAAUCAAGAGAUCGUGAGACAAGAAUUUUAUCGUUGUUGAAUGAAGUUGAUCUGAUGAAAGAGCAAUUAGAAGAAUCUGAUAGACAUCGAAGACAACUUCAACAAGAAUUGCAAGAUUCUGUAAGUCAAUUUUUUAAAAAGAAAUUUUUGCAAUAACUCCUGAAUUUUCCAGAUCUCAAACAAAGAUGACGUUGGAAAGAAUGCACAUGAACUUGAAAAAGCGAAACGUGCCCUUGAAGCUGAACUUGUUGAUAUUCGAGUCACUAUGGAAGAACUUGAAGACAACCUUCAAAUCGCGGAAGAUGCUCGUCUUCGCCUUGAAGUCAACAAUCAAGCAUUGAGAGCUGAAAAUGAGAGAGCUUUGAACAAUAAAGAUGUUGAGGCUGAAGAGAAACGAAGAAAUCUUGUCAAACAAAUUCGUGAUCUUGAAAUUGAAUUGGAAAAUGAGAGACGUGGUCGAACUGGAGCUGUUAGUCACAAAAAGAAAAUGGAAUCUCAUAUUGGUGAACUUGAACAACAAUUGGAAGUUUCUAAUCGAUUGAAAGAAGAAUAUAACAAACAAUUGAAAAAGAAUCAACAGAUCAUCAAGGAUUAUCAAAUUGAAUGUGAAGAAACUCGUCAAGCUAAAGAAGAAUUUGCGGCUCAAUUGAGAGAUGUUGAAAGACGUUUGAGAGCUGUUGAAACUGAACGAGAACAACUUCGUGAAGCCAAUGAGGGACUUUUGGCUAUUCGCAAACAACUCGAAUUUGAGAAUGACGAGUUAGAAGAACUCCGCUCAAAGGUUAGUAACUUUUCAUUUCCUCUGCCAAAUUAUAUUUCUAGAGUCAGGAUACUUUAAAAAGAAAACAUGUAAGUUGUACGGUACGAUCAGAAAAAUCCCGCAUGAAAAUUUAAAAAAAUCAAGAAUGAACAUACAAAGUAGAAUGAAAGAACGGUGUGAGAGAGAUUGAAAAUUAUCCUGAAUGACUUGUUAGAUGAUCCCGAAUGAAUGAAAAUUUUAGAAGAAAAUUUCAACCUUUAUUUUUCAGGGAGGUGGUGUCAGUUCUGAAGAGAAACGUAGACUUGAAGCCAAGAUUGCUCAACUCGAAGAAGAAUUGGAAGAAGAGCAAAGUAAUUGUGAAGUUGCGAUUGAUAAACAACGCAAAGCUCAACUUCAACUCGAACAAAUCACCACUGAAUUGUCAGCUGAACGUAAUCUCAACCAAAAAACAGAUGCUGAGAAACAAGCGUUAGAAAGAGCUUGCCGUGAUAUGAAAGCCAAGAUCACUGAACUCGAAUCUGGAGCUCAAUCUCGUUCGCGCGCUCAAAUGUCGGCUUUGGAAGCCAAGAUUCAAUAUUUGGAAGAUCAAUUGAAUACGGAGAAUCAAGAUCGAACUGCUGCUAAUAGAGCUGCAAGAAGAUUGGAGAAACGUUUGAAUGAUUUGACACAACAAUUGGAGGAUGAAAAACGAAAUGGAGAACAAAGCAAAGAAUUGGUAAGGUUUUUUCGAACUGCAAAGAAUUCCCAGCUGUCUUUGAUAUUCGAUAAAUUUUAAAUAAAAAUAAUUUUCAGCUCGAGAAAUCCAACAUCAAACAAAGAAACAUCCGCCGUCAAAUGGAUGAACUUGAAGAAGAAUUAUCACGUGAACGCACCAAAGUUCGAAACCUCCAAAGAGAAGCUGACGAUCUUCAAGACGCCAAUGAUCAACUCAGCAGAGAGAUUUCAAAUCUUCGCGGAAACGCGAAUCGUCGUCGCGCCGAAAACUUGCGACUACGAAAAGCGUUUGAAAUUCCUGGAUCAAGCGAUAAUCUUGCCCGAGAAGAUGAGAAUGAAUCAAAUGUUUCUGGAUCAGAACAUGCUGAUCGAAUGUCAGUUAAUUAAUUAAUCGAUUAAUUGAACAACAAUAAGUAUAUCGAAGGUCACACUGA
This is a messenger RNA of Caenorhabditis angaria, 8533 nucleotides long. NCBI's taxonomy places the organism in Eukaryota, Metazoa, Nematoda, Chromadorea, Rhabditida, Rhabditidae. The record is from the annotation of a GenBank genome assembly.